GGGCCGGGGUCGGGGUCGGGGUCGGGCCCGGAGCGGGCGGGCGCCAGGCCCCCAGGCCCCGCCGCGACUGGCCACAGCUUCCGGAAGGUGACGCUAACCAAGCCCACCUUCUGCCACCUCUGCUCCGACUUCAUCUGGGGGUUGGCCGGCUUCCUGUGCGACGUCUGCAACUUUAUGUCCCACGAGAAGUGCCUGAAGCACGUGAAGGCCCCCUGUUCGAGUGUGGCGCCCAGCCUGGUCCAAGUCCCUGUGGCCCACUGCUUCGGCCCCCGAGGGCUCUACAAACGCAAGUUCUGUGCUGUGUGCCGCAAGGCCCUGGAGGCGCCCGCGCUCCGCUGCGAAGUGUGUGAGCUGCACGUUCACCCCGACUGUGUGCCCUUCGCCUGCAGCGACUGCCGCCAGUGCCACCGGGACGGGCACCGGGACCACGACACGCACCACCACCACUGGCGGGAGGGGAACCUGCCCUCUGGUGCGCGCUGCGAGGUGUGCCGGAAGACAUGUGGCUCCAACGACGUGCUGGCGGGUGUGCGCUGCGAGUGGUGUGGCGUGCAGGCCCACUCGGUCUGCUCCGCGGGGCUCGCUCCCGAGUGCACGUUCGGGCGCUUGCGCACCAUGGUCCUGCCCCCCGCGUGCGUGCGCCUGCUGUCCCGCAACUUCAGCAAGAUGCACUGCUUCCGCAUCUCUGAGAGCCCGGGCCCGGAGCCGGGCGAGGGCGAAGACGGCGCGGACAGAGGCACCCCCGCCGGCCUGGGCCGAGAGGUGCUGCCCCCGGAAUCCAGCAAGCAGACCCUGAAGAUCUUUGAUGGCAAUGAUGCCCUGCAGCGAAACCACUUUCGAGUCAUCACUGUCCCCCGCCUGGCCAGGGGUGAGGAGGUGCUGGAGGCGGCGCUGCGGGCUUACUAUGUCACCGAGGACCCUCGAGACUUUGAGCUGCAGGCCCUCCCCCCGCCUGCGCUGGCCGGUGACACCGGGGCCACCGGGGCGGGGGAAAAACCCUGGAGCAGUGAGAUGGCAGAGGAGGAGGGCGGCAGAGGCCCCGGGGCCCGAGAGGAGGUGCCCGAGGCCUGGAUCAUCCGUGCUCUGCCCCACACCCAGGAGGUCCUGAAGAUCUACCCUGCCUGGCUCAAGGUGGGUGUGGCCUACGUGUCCAUCCUCGUGACUGCACAGAGCACUGCCCGGACCGUGGUGCUGGAGGUCCUCCCGCUGCUCGGGCGCCAGGCCGAGGGUCCUGAGAGCUUCCAGCUGGUGGAGGUGCUCAUGGGUAGCAGGCAAGUCCAGCGGACAGUGCUGGAGGAGGACGUGCCGCUGCUCCGCCGGCUUCGUGACAUCCGGCAGACUUCGCUGCGGCAGAUGAGCCAGAUGCGGUUCUACGUGGCCGAGCGCAGAGCCGCGGCCCCGCGUGUCUGCCUGUUCGUUGGAGGCCUGCCUCCUGGCCUGCCUGCCCAGGAGUACAGCAGCCUGCUGGACGAGGCUGUGGCCACCAAAGCCGGCCUGGUGACCGUGAGCCACGUCUAUUCCUCCCAAGGUGCAGUGGUGCUGGACGUGACCUGCUUUGCAGAGGCUGAGCGACUGUACAUGCUGGUCAGGGACACAGCUGUGCACGGCCGGCCGCUCACUGCCCUGGUGCUCCCGGACGUGCUGCACAUGAACCUGCCCCCAGACUGCUGCCCCCUCCUCGUGUUUGUGAACCCCAAGAGUGGAGGCCUCAAGGGCCGUGACCUCCUAUGCAGUUUCCGGAAGCUGCUGAACCCGCACCAGGUCUUUGAGCUGACCAAUGGGGGGCCUCUUCCUGGGUUCCACAUGUUCUCCCAGGUGCCCUGCUUCCGGGUGCUGGUAUGCGGUGGGGAUGGCACUGUGGGUUGGGUGCUCGCUGCCCUGGAGGAGAUGCGGCACCAUCUGGCCUGCCCAGAGCCUUCUGUGGCCAUCCUGCCUCUGGGCACAGGGAAUGACCUCGGCCGGGUCCUCCGCUGGGGCGCGGGCUACAGUGGAGAGGACCCGUUCUCUGUGCUGGUGUCCGUGGAUGAGGCUGAUGCUGUGCUCAUGGACCGCUGGACCAUCCUGCUGGAUGCGCAGGAGGCUGCAGGUGCCGAGAACGGCGUGGCAGACGUGGAGCCCCCCAAGAUCGUGCAGAUGAGUAACUACUGCGGCAUUGGCAUCGACGCCGAGCUAAGCCUGGACUUCCACCACGCACGGGAGGAGGAGCCCGGCAAGUUCACAAGCAGGCUCCACAACAAGGGCGUGUACGUGCGGGUCGGGCUGCAGAAGAUCAGCCGCUCCCGAGGCUUGCACCGGGAGGUCCGCUUGCAGGUGGAGCAGCAGGAGGUGGAGCUGCCCAGCAUCGAGGGUCUCAUCUUCAUCAACAUCCCCAGCUGGGGCUCGGGGGCCGAUCUGUGGGGCUCUGACAGCGACUCGAGGUUCGAGAAGCCACGCAUGGAUGACGGGCUGCUAGAGGUGGUGGGGGUGACGGGUGUCAUGCACAUGGGCCAGGUCCAGGGCGGGCUGCGCUCUGGCAUCCGCAUCGCCCAGGGCUCCUACUUCCGCGUGACUCUCCUGAAGGCCACACCUGUGCAGGUAGAUGGUGAGCCCUGGGUCCAGGCUCCGGGGCACAUGAUCAUCUCAGCUGCAGGUCCAAAGGUCCACAUGCUCAGGAAGACCAAGCAGAAGCCCAGGAAGGCUGGGACCCCCAAGGACGCCCGAGCAGAUGGUGUGCCUGUCCUUGAAAGGGACCCCAAGUAGCAGAGUGCCCCGGAACAGUCUGACUGACCAGCACCUGCCACAGCCCGCCAUGGAUAGACUUGCCCACAGCUCUGAGUACCGGCCUCUCCCCUCAUCCCUGUGACACAUGGAAGCUGCUGGAGGGUUGGCAGGUGUUUUCUCCCUGGCUUCCGAUGACAAGGUGGCUGCGGGGCUUCGGCUGGCCAAUGCUCUCGCCUCCUGGGGUCCAGGCCACUAUCCUGGGUGGCAGGCACUUUUCCCUUUGCAUCCACCCCACCACCACCACCUCUGAGGCUGUUGAGCUGGGCAGCACGGAAUCCCAGACCAUCCCCCCUGGAUGCCCCUACAGGGCAGCCAGCUCUGUGGGCCCUGGGUGUGCCUAGUACAGGCCCAUGAUGCCCCAGCCACGAGGGCUGGGCAGGGGCACCUGCUGGGUCUUGGGGGAAGGGGCCUCCUGGCCUGGCUCCAUCGCUGUAUGAGCUGCAGGGCCCAGGCAGGGUCUGGCUGGGGCCCUGCAGUGAGAGGGCUGCACAUGUGGAGGUGGCCCGAGACCAGGUGGGCUUGGCCAACAGCCUGCAGAUGGUGGUGUGGUGCCCAGGAAGGAGUGCAGCAGGUCUAGAAGGGACCAGGGCUGCCUGGAGACGCAGAGGAAGUUUACAAAGUGUGAAGUGGGAGGAGCCAGCUUUAAUCAUCUGCAUGUCAACAAUCAGCCCGUGUCUGUUCCACUGACCAGGCUCCUGGGUCUCCAUGCUGCUGCUCGCAGGGACGCAGGGACGGAGAUGUGGCAGGAGGGCUGUGGGGGCAGGGCAGACCACUUGCAGUGUCCUUCCACCAGGCAGAGUUCAGCUGGCCCAUGAAGUCUGGCCUCAGGCCCCAGGAGGAGUGUCUCCUGAGACCCCAGGAAGGCCCACGGACCUUUCUCCCUCCCGUCCUGGCCCUCUGCUCCUGGCGCCACCUGGCCGGGCUUGGCCCUGCCAGCCACGUCCCCCAAGCUUCUGCCAAAACUGCACAAAUGCACUGUAGUGGCCAUUUGUGGCAAACAUUCAUAUCGCGUGCCUCCAGCCCACGGCUGUGUGUUGUAUUCCUGUUGGUGUCAUUAUUUUGCUGUGCAUUAUUUUUGCUGUGCCUUGGCGUUGGUCUUGGUCUGUGGUGUCUGUAUGUAGUGGCCAGAGUGAGUCUGUCCUUCUGUAUUUAAGUGAGUCUGUGUGGGCUUGGCACCAAGGCCGUGUGUGUACCUUGUCACUACCUGAAUGUAACCAUAAUUUAUACCCAGGACAAAUAUAGUCUGGGCACCGCUGGCCUGCUCCUG
Suricata suricatta (meerkat) is the source of this 4027-nucleotide messenger RNA. It is a transcript of the gene DGKQ, whose product is annotated as diacylglycerol kinase theta. The record is from RefSeq and is a predicted model, not a curated record. The transcript has 22 exons. The annotation marks the transcript as partial. NCBI's taxonomy places the organism in Eukaryota, Metazoa, Chordata, Mammalia, Carnivora, Herpestidae. Gene Ontology annotation, molecular function: ATP-dependent diacylglycerol kinase activity. Gene Ontology annotation, biological process: intracellular signal transduction; lipid phosphorylation; diacylglycerol metabolic process.